This is a messenger RNA of Thlaspi arvense, 657 nucleotides long. The record is from the annotation of a GenBank genome assembly. Lineage: Eukaryota; Viridiplantae; Streptophyta; Magnoliopsida; Brassicales; Brassicaceae.
AUGGAAGAAGAAGAGCACGAGGUUUACGGAGGAGAAAUCCCUGAAGUUGGCGAGAUGGAUGUUCCCGAUCCGGAUAUCGAUAUGACUGCCGGCGGCGAUGACGGUGCUGUUAAGGAUCUUGAUGAGGUGAAGAGGAGAUUGAAAGAGAUGGAUGAAGAGGCUGCUGCUCUGCGCGAGAUGCAGGCAAAGGUCGAGAAAGAGAUGGGAAUUGCUCAAGAUCCUGCUAGUAUGGCUACGAAUCAAGAAGGGAAAGAGGAGGUGGAUGCUCGAUCAGUUUACGUUGGCAAUGUAGAUUAUGCAUGUACACCCGAAGAAGUGCAGCUGCAUUUCCAAACAUGCGGAACAGUCAACCGAGUAACCAUUCUGAUGGACAAGUUUGGACAACCAAAGGGAUUUGCUUAUGUGGAGUUUGUUGAAGUCGAGGCCGUGCAAGAAGCUCUACAACUGAAUGAAUCAGAGCUACAUGGUCGUCAACUCAAGGUCUUGCCUAAGCGAACCAACGUUCCUGGAAUGAAACAGUAUAGUCCUGGGCGUUUCAACACUUCAAUGGGUUACCGGUUUCGCAGACCCUUCGUGCCUCCUUACUUUUAUUCAGCAUAUGGAUACGGGAAAGCUCCUAGGUUCAGAAGGCCAAUGCGGUACAUGCCGUAUCAAUAG